CACUGCCCGGGGCUUGAUCGCCAUCCGGGUCCCGCAGAAGAUGGGAACGGUGCGGCCGCCAAGGAGGCAUAUAUAAACGACAACAGUCAUGGUGCAGACCAACACUGGGUCAAGGUCGCCUGCUCCUCUCGCCCAAGUUCACCUCCCCGCAUCAGCGUCGCCGCCCAGCAACCAUGUUCUGCAAAGCAUCUUUGCUCGCCGUCGCUCUCGCUCUGUUCGCUUCUGCGACGCCGGUCAUGCACGAGACCGGUAUCCGCAUUCCCAUCCGGAAGCGCAGCUUCCUGACCAAGGCCGAUGGUACUGUCGACCGCGAGGCGCUCAUCCGCGAGACGGUCCGGGUGAAGAACAAGCACCGCCGUAACUUGAUCACUAUUGACCACAAGAUCGGUCUCGCGAGCUACGCCAAGGGCGCGUACAUCCCGCCCGUCGCCAAAGUCCCCUCGUCCGUGCAGAAGCGCCUCGAGGCCCGCCAGUCUGAGGCGCUCACUGACCAGGAGGGCGGCGCGGAAUGGACGGGCACCAUCACGAUCGGCACGCCCCCGCAGUCGUUCAUCAUCGACUUCGACACGGGCUCGUCCGACCUUUGGGUCCCGUCGUCGUCUUGCAGCGGCUGCGACGCUGAGCACUCGUACUCGGCGUCCGAGUCGUCGACGUCGGAGGAGCAGAGCGGCACGUUCAAGAUCGAGUACGGCGACGGCUCGGAGGCGUCUGGCCCCAUCUACACUGAUGAUGUCAGUGUUGCUGGUGUUGCCGUCACUGGCCAGACACUCUCUGCUGUGACGAGCGAGAGUGGGGACCUGGUUGGCGAUGCCGCUGACGGUCUCAUGGGCAUGGCCUUCCCAGCCCUCUCUAACCUCGACGCGGAUCCCUACUUCUGGACCGCCAUCGAGCAGAGUGUCGUCUCCUCUGGCGAGUUCAGCUUCUACCUCGCGGAGAGCGGCUCCGAGCUCUACAUCGGCGGCUCGGACAGCUCCUUGUACUCAGGAGACCCCGAGUUCCACGACGUCAGCUCGAACUCGGGCUUCUGGCAGAUCAGCGGUGCGAGCAUCUCCAUCAACGGCGAGACCGUCGCCUCGGGCUUUGAUACCAUCAUCGACAGUGGCACCACCCUCAUGUAUGGUCCGACUAGUGCCGUGAACACCAUGUACGGCCAGGCCUCUGGUGCGGAGUCCCUCGGCAACGGCGACUUCGGCUUCUCGUGCUCGGACUUCCCGAAAGUCGAAGUCUCCUGGGGCGGCAACACGUUCGACAUCUCUAACGCCUUCAACCUCGGCCAGGCUGAAAACGGUCUCUGCCAAGCGGCGCUUGCCGGCGAGGACCUCGGUCUUGGUGAGAACGUCUGGCUCUUCGGCGACACUGUCAUGCAGAGCCUCUACACUAUCUUCUCCGUCGAUCAGAAUGCUGUCGGUUUCGCUGAGCUUGCUUGAUUUAUUGUAGUGUCUGUCUGUAUCCUCAGUGCCAGUAUUGUAACAGUUGUCAGUGUGCAGUCAGUUGGACUUGUUGCACUUAU
This is a messenger RNA of Rhodofomes roseus, 1510 nucleotides long. RefSeq names its product aspartic peptidase domain-containing protein. The transcript has 7 exons. Lineage: Eukaryota; Fungi; Basidiomycota; Agaricomycetes; Polyporales; Fomitopsidaceae. Gene Ontology annotation, biological process: proteolysis. Gene Ontology annotation, molecular function: aspartic-type endopeptidase activity. The record is from RefSeq and is a predicted model, not a curated record. Bases 174 to 1427 code for a protein of 417 amino acids.